ACACAGCCCUUGGUCUCUGGAACCCUGACUAUUAGGAUGAGCCUUCCCAGCAGCAGAUCCCCAGACACGGACAUUGGAAAGGCCACUCCAAGACUGUCUCAGCCAGGGCCCUAACUACAAGCUCUGCUUCUGGAGACGUUUGCCAGGUGCCAAAAACAUCUCCGGUGCUCCGUCCAGGAGCAGCCAAUAGAGAGGGCAGCCCGGCCCCCUCCUCCUCUCCCCCAGUGGCAUCCCAGCCUCCUGCCUCUCUCUCUCUCUUCCCUCCCCACUCCUCCCUCUCGCCUGGGCUGCCUGCCUCAGAAGUGAGGACCUGGGAGGGUGCAGGACGCCUGGUCUGCCCUGUGGGUCCUGGACGGAGCCCCCACCUCUGCAAAGAUGACUUGGAAACAGGCCCUCCUGCUGUCUUGCUUCUCCGCCGUGGUGCUCCUGUCUAUACUGAGAGAGGGAACCGGUGCAUCUGUGGGCACCACACAGGCGGCGGAAGAAGAGGCGAGUGAAGAUGCAAAACAGAAGAUUUUCAUGCAGGAAUCAGAUGCCUCGAAUUUCCUCAAGAGGCGCGGCAAGCGGUCCCCCAAGUCCCGAGAUGAGGUCAAUGUGGAAAACAGGCAGAAGCUUCGGGCUGAUGAGCUGCGGAGAGAAUAUUACGAGGAACAAAGGAAUGAAUUUGAGAACUUUGUGGAGGAACAAAACGAUGAGCAGGAAGAGAGGAGCCGGGAGGCUGUGGAGCAGUGGCGCCAGUGGCACUAUGACGGCCUGCACCCAUCCUAUCUCUACAAUCGCCACCACAUCUGAUCGCGUCGUGAAGCCAGCCAAGAAGAUGAAGCUUGUAGCACACAUUGGCAUCCCCGUGUUCCAGCAACCUUCCCCAUGCAAACUGGCCCUUCAGAGGGUCUCGGCCUGGGGUCUGCAGUGGCCGGCAGCCCUGGAAAAGACACAUGCCUUUCCUUCCAGUGUAUGAAAGUGCCCUGACUUUCACCUCUUUGCAGACCGUCUUCUGAGGUGAGCAACUGCCUGCAGGGCCUCCUAGCACCAAACCUACAGUGGCUUCCCCUGGCUUCGUUCCCAAGCAAAAGAAUCACAGUCAAGAAUUACAUAUUUGCUUAUGGCUUACAAAUAAAAACGCUGAAUCAAC
Messenger RNA from Cercocebus atys (sooty mangabey), 1132 nucleotides. It is a transcript of the gene UCMA, whose product is annotated as upper zone of growth plate and cartilage matrix associated. The record is from RefSeq and is a predicted model, not a curated record. The transcript has 5 exons. Lineage: Eukaryota; Metazoa; Chordata; Mammalia; Primates; Cercopithecidae. The coding region runs from base 376 to 792 and encodes 138 amino acids. Gene Ontology annotation, cellular component: extracellular matrix. Gene Ontology annotation, biological process: regulation of osteoblast differentiation; embryonic skeletal system development.